AUGAGAAGCUCAGGCUUCUGUCAGCUUCAGGGACACUUCAAGUUAAACGGGAUGUACCAGGAUGGAGAUCUUAUUAUCGGAGGCCUGUUUGCAUUUCAUCUCAUCACAGUGUUCCCAGAACUGAGCUUCAGACAAGAACCGGAACAACCGUACUGCCAGCGAUUCUAUACGGCAAGCUUCCAGCAGGCACAGGCUAUGGUUUUUGCCAUAAAUGAGAUCAAUCAGAAGCCUAGACUGUUGCCUAACAUCACUCUUGGUUAUCAUCUGUAUGACAACUGUGUGAAGCUGGGAGUUGCGUUCCGGGCUGCAACAGCUCUUGUUAGUGGGACAGAAGAGUCUCUCUCCGAAGUGAACUGUACUGGACCACCACCAGUGAUUGGAAUUGUGGGAGAUCCAGGAUCCACUCAUUGUAUCGCAAUCUCCAGUGUUCUGGGGCUGUUUCGAAUACCUAUGGUGAGCUAUUAUGCCACCUGCUCUUGUCUAAGUGACAGGAAGAAGUACCCCUCUUUUUUCAGAACUAUCCCCAGUGAUGCCUUCCAGGUGAGGGCUAUGAUGCAGAUCUUGAGACAUUUUGGAUGGACAUGGGUCGGUCUUCUUUACAGUGAUGAUGAUUAUGGCACCUAUGCAGCACAGUCCUUCCACCAAGAGGUGCAGUUGUUUGGAGGUUGCGUUGCUUUUUCUGAAAUCCUGCCUCUUGAUAACAACCGUAAAGAUAUUCAGCACAUAGUACAAGUGAUUCAGACCUCCAAAGCUAAAGUGGUAGUGAUUAUCUCCACUGAAGCUUAUUUAUUGGCUUUGAUGGAUGAGAUUGUGUUGCAGAAUGUGACGGGCAGGCAGUGGAUUGCGAGUGAAGCUUGGGCCACCUCUCCUGUGUUUCACACUCCACGUCUCCUGCCCUUCCUGGGGGGCACACUGGGCAUCGCCAUCAGACGUGGAGAGAUCCAGGGACUUUGGGACUUUUUGCUACGCCUGCGUCCUGACAAAAAUCCAAGAAAUAAUAUUGUCAAAAUCUUCUGGGAGAAUAUGUUUGGGUGCAGAUUUGACACGGCAGACAGUGAGAAAGAAAAAACAUGUACAGGUCAAGAGGAUCUGAGCAGCAUAAACACAGCAUACACUGAUGUGUCAGAGCUGAGAGCUGCUUAUAAUGUGUAUAAGGCAGUUUAUGCUCUGGCACAUGCACUUCAUGAUCUGAUGCAGUGUGAGGAGGGGAGAGGACCAUUCAGUGAGAAUACAUGUGGUGACAUAAACAACCUGCAGCCCUGGCAGCUGGUCCAUUAUCUACAGAAAGUGAACUUCACCACAGGUUUUGGGGACCGUGUGUCAUUUGAUGAGAAUGGAGAUGCUCUGGCCAUCUAUGAUGUGAUGAACUGGCAGCCGAGCUCUGAUGGGUCCAUCAUUGUCCGAACAGUCGGUGUGGUGGAUGAAGGAGCGACAACAGGGAAACCUCCGCGGUCUGUGUGUAGUGAGAGCUGCCCUCCAGGUACCAGACGAGCCAGAAGAAAGGGCCUUCCUGUCUGCUGCUUUGACUGCCUGACAUGUGCAGAUGGAGAGAUUUCUAACAAAACAGAUACUAUUGAGUGCACAGUGUGUCAAGAUGAGUUCUGGUCCAAUCCAGAUAAGGAUCAGUGUAUCCCUAAAGAAGUGGAGUAUCUGUCCUAUGAGGAACCUCUGGGCAUCUCUCUGACCACUGCUUCACUACUCGGCACCUGCUUUUGUUCUAUGGUGGUUCUCAUCUUUGCCCAUCAUCGGCACACUCCAGUAGUGCGCGCCAAUAAUUCAGAGCUCAGCUUCCUGCUGCUGCUGUCACUCAAACUGUGUUUUCUGUGUGUGCUGCUGUUUAUUGGUCGUCCACAGUUGUGGAUGUGUCAGUUAAGACAUGCUGUGUUUGGCAUUAGUUUUGUUCUGUGUGUCUCCAGUAUUCUGGUCAAGACUAUGGUGGUAAUAGCCGUGUUCAAGUCAUCUCGACCAGAAGGUAAAAGUGCAAUGAAAUGGUUUGGAGCAGCUCAACAAAGAGGCACAGUCUUGGUACUAACUGCUGUCCAGGUGGUGAUUUGUGCAGUCUGGCUAUCAACUGCUUCUCCCAAACCCCAUAGAAACAGCCAGUACACACGCUCAAAAAUAGUGUAUGAAUGUACUAUAGGCUCAGUAGCAGGAUUUUCCAUGUUACUUGGCUAUAUUGGCCUUUUGGCGGCUGUAAGCUUCAUGUUAGCUUUCCUGGCAAGAAACCUUCCUGACAGUUUUAAUGAAGCAAAGUUUAUUACCUUCAGCAUGUUGAUAUUCUGUGCUGUGUGGAUCACAUUUGUUCCAGCAUAUGUCAGCUCACCAGGGAAAUAUGCAGUGGCUGUGGAAGUUUUUGCCAUUUUGGCCUCCAGUUUUGGUUUACUGGUGGCUAUAUUUGCCCCAAAGUGCUACAUCAUUAUUUUGCAUCCAGAAAGAAACACAAAAAAAGCCCUCAUGGGAAGAUCUUCCUAA
Triplophysa dalaica is the source of this 2472-nucleotide messenger RNA. Its product is annotated as extracellular calcium-sensing receptor-like. The coding region runs from base 1 to 2472 and encodes 823 amino acids. Gene Ontology annotation, cellular component: membrane. The transcript has 6 exons. Gene Ontology annotation, biological process: G protein-coupled receptor signaling pathway. Gene Ontology annotation, molecular function: G protein-coupled receptor activity. The record is from RefSeq and is a predicted model, not a curated record. Lineage: Eukaryota; Metazoa; Chordata; Actinopteri; Cypriniformes; Nemacheilidae.